Messenger RNA from Teleopsis dalmanni, 4071 nucleotides. RefSeq lists its product as uncharacterized. Lineage: Eukaryota; Metazoa; Arthropoda; Insecta; Diptera; Diopsidae. Bases 29 to 3850 code for a protein of 1273 amino acids. The transcript is spliced from 3 exons. The record is from RefSeq and is a predicted model, not a curated record.
AAAUUUUAAUUUUAAUUAAUUUAAGAAAAUGGAUUUUCGAAAUUUAUGUCAAAAAAUCGAUAUGGAUAGUAUAAAAGCAAAGCUGCCAGCAAUGCCAGCAAUACCUGCAAUAUCGCAAAUUAAAAUACCAAAAUCAAUGUCAAAACUUAAAUCACGUAAAAUAUUUAGAACUUCACGCGAAGAUGUAACAAAAGACACGCCUUCAAAGCAAAUGCAGUCAACAGAUCAGCAACAAAUGCCUCCAUCAAUACCGCCUUCUGAUUUUAUAGAUCACACACCACGACGUAUUUCGACAAUAUCCUCAUUAAUGCAUCAGGAUUCAAAUGAAAAUCGUUAUACUUAUCGUAGUGCCUGUAGCGUUGAUGAUGAUUAUCCCUCACCCACACAAUUCAAUCAACGUUUCUCUCGCCCCAUAAGUCCUAUUCAAACGCCUGCAUAUGCCCCAGAAACUAUUCAAAGAACAACAGAUGUUGCUAGCUCUACUACUAGUGUGAAGAUGACAUUUACAGAAAAACUACAAAAGGGUUAUAAAGAUAUUUCAGAAUUUAGACUAAAACAUAUUUUUGCUAAAAAAACUGUGAUACGGAAAGAUACAAUAGAAGUAAAUCACUAUGUGCAGCGUUACGAUGAGGAGAGACAACUUGAACAGCAAGAAGAAGAGUUACGUGAUCAGAGUAUUUCUGAUAAUUAUCGUUUUAAUUUUAAAAUUUCACGUCAAAAUACCGGGCACAGCAAUAGUAUCAGUUCCAAUGAUUCCACAGCAUCAGAGUCAAAAAAGAAAGCCCAACAAAAAUCAAAAAGUGUUGGUGAACAAAGUGGUGAUGAAAGUGGUAUGGAGGUAACACCACCAAUACGGCAAGCCGGUAUAGCAGCUACUCGAUUUGCUAAGGUGCGAAACCCACCUCUCAGCUUAAGUAUGUCUGAAGAAAGCAUCUCCAGUACGAAAUAUGUUCAUGCUGAAAAUGUAUAUAGUUCUAAUAGUCCCAUCACUAAGCCUACUCCACCAAUCUCAGAAAAGACAUUAUAUGAUGUUGCAGAAAACGAGCCCAGAAAUCAAGAACACAGAAAAUAUAUGCGUCGUGCUGCAAGUAUAGAUUCAACGCCCGAUGAAUCAGGUACCGAGUCACCAUCUGCAACUGCCAGUGGUGGUACAAAUAUUAUUACACGUUUAAAGAGUUAUGGAAAAUCUAAAAAUCCGAAAGAAAACGUCACAAAAGCGCCAGUAACACCACAGCAGUCUUUAGAAAAAACAGAUAAAACUAAUGGGAGUGAAAAUACUUUUACUAACAUAAAACAAAACCUUAAGAAAUUUAGUAAAUCUAUUAAGAGACAACAAACAACUACAGAGAAUCCGGAAAAUGAAGAAACAACAAAUAAAGAAAAGAAAGAAGGAACAAAAACAGUUCAGUUUAGUCUUCGCCGCUUCAAAACACAGGAUGUUUCGGCUGAUGAUACAGAAAAUGAAUAUCCUAAACAAGAAGAGGAAAAGUCUCCUAAACGCCAAACAAUCACAAGCAAAUUAGAAAGUUGGAAAAAUAGUUUUAAAAAAUCUGGAGAAAGUGGUGCUCAAUCUGACACAGAAAGUAACUCAAAAAGACAAAGACAAAGACGUAAAGGUACUGUUGUUAAAAAGUUUAAAAACGCACGACUACGUAAAACCCCUACUUCGGACUAUGGUGAAACAGAUGAUGAGGGAUCUGGCGCAACGAGCGGUAAAAGUCGUGCAGUUACAAAUCUACAAGAGAAAUUUGAAUACGCCAAAGAAAAAACUUUGAAAAAAGUAAAUGAACAAAUGCAAAAUAUCAAGUUCUUUCACAAGUCGCAAGACCAAACAGAUAAAGACUCUAACAAGAAAAAUAGUAAGAAAAAUAAAAAUGAAAAUGAAACAGUUUCUAAUAUGGAACCAAAAAUUGCAAGACGUGGCUAUGAUGAUGAUUACCAAUACCGUUCGGAGCAGGAAGACCUAGAUGAAUCUGAAGAAGAAAUCACCACACAAAAAACACGUACCGCUUGGACAACAAGGUCAGUGUUAUCUGAUUCAAUGGAAUCAGAGCUUGAUGCAGAGUUUCCACGCGUACUAAUACAUCAAGAUAACUCAGAUGCAUUUGAAUCUACAUUAAUAAUAGCAGUUACACGUCCAGCAGUAGCAUCUCCUACUCCAAAAAUAGCAGAAAUUUCAAAUGAAGAAAAAAUCGAACCCAAAGCACUUGAAUGGGUAUCUAAUGAAGAAAUAAUAUCCGGUUUAAAAAAUAUAACACCGUCAUCUAAACGUAGAAUGUCUGCAGAUGCUGUGGUACCUAGGCCACGUAAACAUACACGUCAACUAUCUGUAGAUUCGAAUUCAGAUUCUGAUUCUUGGAUACCGGAAGCCGUACGCGCUAAACAACAGAAUAGAAGUCAAGAAAGCUUACGUAGUGCAUCAGGUGCUGGCUUAAAUGUUAUAUCUGAAAAAGAUGAGGCGUGGAAAGUGCAGGCGACAGUGCGAGAUGAAAAAUUAUAUAAAACAAAAAGUAUUGAUAUUUUUGAGAGAAAUGUAAAGCAAGGAGGACUAGUUACCGCAUUCGAAGAUUUUGAUGAUGAGUUAAAAAAUGAGCCAGUAGUUAAAAUUGGUGCUAAUAACUUAGAUAGUUCCGAAAAAGAUAGCAGUGAAGAACCAGAUGAUGAUAAUUCUUCAAGGGUAACAAAAAUUUUAGCAGAUAAAAAAUCAGUACAAAUGCCAGUAACCAAAGAAGUCAAAGCAAACCCAGAACAAAAAAUAUUAAUUUCCAAUAGUAGAGAAAGUUUAAUUGCUAACUUUGAUGAAAAUGAAGACAUGGAAUUUGAUGUUGAUGAUAAUGAUCGGCCACCAUCUGCAGCACCCUCCCCACCGCCAAUAAUAUCACUUCCGCCACCACCAUCAAUUUCUCCACCACCACCACCAAUACCGCAAAGAAUGCCAUCCAUAAGAAUGUCUAAAAUAACGAAAGACACAAAUGAAGUAGUGCCACCAUUACCAUUAACAAAACCACCAGAGCCUCUUACUGCGCAGCCACCAAUAAUACCCGAACGUACAGUUUCUAUGGCACGCAUUGCAAAACCAUUAGUGAAAACUUCAUCAUUAAGAUUAACUUACGAUGAACAAGUUAAUCCGAAUGAUGUAGGAAAAGUAAACAAAUUGAUCUCACGUUUCGAACACAAGCCAAAAACUAGAGAAAGAAAUAAAAUUGUGACAAAACAAUUAAUACAUGGAGACUCCGAGUAUUAUUCAGAUGAAGAAGAGGAAAUGGAAGAGGUUAUUAUUAGUGAUGUACAACAACAAAUAAAUACAAUGGUGUUUAAUACAUAUGAUGAAGUAAAUAAAAAUAUUUUAUUAGAUAAUGAUACUACUCCAACGCCAACGCCAACACCCACAAACAAAACAAAAAUCCACAAAAAAAGUGAAACCGAAACAUGUACUCAAAAUAGUGUACCAACGAAACGUAUGGCACCCAAGCCAGAGUUAACUACGCAAAAAUCGAACAAAAUAAUACCAACUGUAAUUACAACCCAUGAUGAUGAACAAAAUAUUAUCAUAGAUAAUAGAAUGGAUCUUAAAUUACCAACGAUUUCAAUAAGUGUGGACAGAAAUUAUAAUUACAGUCAACCAAGUUCAGAAUAUGGUUCGCCGUUAGAAUAUCCCUCCAGUUUAAUCGGUUCAACUGAAACGACACCAACACCAGAUAGAAGACAAGAAAUACGUGUUGUUUCACGUACCAGUAGGCGCUCAAUGGCAAGAGAUGACGAAAAAUUUCAUUCCUUCGACAGCGACGAAGAAAACAGUUAUUAUUCCCUUAGUUCAUCGGGCAGCAGCCGUUACAUUGUAGAUAUUUAAAUACGUAUAGUAAAACUAAAAGAAAAUUUGUGCUAAAAUACGAAAGAUGUUAAAUAAAAGUAAUAAAAAUAGCAAUUUAAUGCUGUAGAAAAUACUGAAAUGUAACCUUAUUUGUUAUAUGUCAAUAUUGGUACAGCCAAUGAUGUGUGAAAACCCUAAUUGCGGCUUCGCAAAAUGAGUCAUAUAAUUCUGCUUCACUUUACCUUAAGUGCAGGGAGGAA